This is a messenger RNA of Notodromas monacha, 754 nucleotides long. NCBI's taxonomy places the organism in Eukaryota, Metazoa, Arthropoda, Ostracoda, Podocopida, Cyprididae. The record is from the annotation of a GenBank genome assembly.
UUGAAAGUUGAUGUAGAACUUUUGAAGGUUGAAGCUGGUCAUGAUUCUGUAUCUCACCCAAUAUCUUCAUUUCUUGAUCGUCAUAUCACUGUGUUCUAUUCGUUGAAUGAUGCUUGUCGUGAGUGCAGAUACCAAUGAACCUACGAUUGCUGUACCGUUCGGAUUUUAUUAUUCACUUACCCCAGAUAACUUGAUUGAAGAUAUGGCGGCGACGAGGAGGUUGCAGAAAGAAUUGCAAGAGAUACGAAACAAUGGUGUGAGGUCGUUCCGUGAUCUGAAAGUGGAUGACAGCAACAUUCUCACAUGGCAGGGGUUGAUCGUACCAAGCAAUGCGCCGUACAACAAGGGUGCUUUCCGAGUCGAGUUGAUUUUCCCUGCAGAGUAUCCAUUCAAGCCGCCAAGAGUAACAUUCAAGACUCGGAUUUACCAUCCCAAUAUUGAUGAAAAGGGACAGGUGUGUCUGCCCAUUAUUGCGGCCGAGAAUUGGAAGCCAGCCACAAAAACUGACCAGGUGCUGCAAGCUCUAAUUGCCUUGGUGAACGACCCGGAGCCUGAGCACCCACUAAGGGCUGAUGUUGCGGAGGAAUAUGCGCGGGAUAAGGCCAAGUUCAUGAAGAACGCUGAGGAUUUUACUCGAAAAUAUUCCGAGAAGCGACCGCAAGAUUGAUUUGAUUGUGUUUCCUGUGUUUGAGUAUGUUCCAACCCCUUGUGCACCGCAAUGCCCAUUAAAAUAAAUUCACAUACGUGUAAAUAA